Molecule: messenger RNA, 2680 nt
Organism: Planococcus citri (citrus mealybug)
Lineage: Eukaryota; Metazoa; Arthropoda; Insecta; Hemiptera; Pseudococcidae
Product: sodium-coupled monocarboxylate transporter 1-like
Exons: 14
Coding region: 793-2589 (598 amino acids)
Biological process (GO): transmembrane transport; sodium ion transport
Cellular component (GO): membrane
Molecular function (GO): symporter activity
Source: RefSeq, a predicted model, not a curated record
GUAUAGCGAUUUGAACUUGAACUCGAGAAGGUCUUUCAUUUCUUAAGAACUUCAACUUCUCUUUCACGGACUUUGUCAUCAGGGAGAAAGAGGGUUUUUUCAUUUUCAAAUUGACAUAUCACAGAGCAGACUUGCAAAAAACAUAAAACCUACCUCAGCAUUUCGAGCAAAUGAAGCGACAUUAAAAAAAUUAUCACAUCGCCUUCUUAUGCCAUUAUAGCACAGGCAAUAAAAUCAGGAAGUAGGUGAACAAAGGUACCUCUUUACAUUAUGCACAUAAUAUUCGUCCAACCACCGAACGAAAAACACAACAAUUCGACUCAAAAAAUAACCGCUGCCGGCGUAACUAAAGCAUUCUAUAAAAUUCUUCCUAUUGUAGAAUAAUUAAUGACGAUUAUCUUACCACCUUAUGUCGAUCUUAUUGUUGUCAAGUUCAACACACGAAUUACACAGACUGUGUUCCUCUUUUCAACCACAGCCGAUUCACGAAGGUCUGUAGAAAUUCUAUUCAUAUACCUACGCCGGCACCGUAAUGAUAAUACUAAUUUCAAGGCCUAUUAUUACACGGUGAUUAGGUUUUUUGUUGUAUUAAAUGAAAAUCUGAGACAUAUAUCGCCUUAUUACUUAGGUAGGUACUCUAAAUCACAGUGGCCGAUAGUCUUUGUAAUGCCACUGCCAGUUUUAGUUAAUCAUUCUAUCGACAACUUCCUUCGCGGUUACUGGUUCAUUAUCGAUUCGGCGUGUUGUUGAUAUUACAAGUAGUGCCGUAUCUAUUUUACUAGCUAUGCAGAUAUGGAUCUCGAAAAAGGAGAAAUAUUACCGCACAGCACCAUGGACAAUGGAAACAAACAUUUCGUUUAUCAGGAUUAUUUAGUGUUUGGAGGAAUGCUUUUGGUGUCCACUUUGAUAGGGAUUUUCUUCGCUAUCAAAGACAGAUUUGUAACCGGUGCCGGAGAAUUCUUCACCGCUAAUGGAAAACUUGGAGUUGUACCUGUUGCACUUUCUAUGUUGGCCAGUUUCCUUUCAUCUAUUACAUUGAUAGGCCAACCAGCUGAAGCAUUUUUAUUCGGAUCUCAAUUAUGGUAUUUUGGAAUUUCGAGCUUUCUAGUCAUACCAAUAGUGGGAUAUAUUUUUGCCCCAUUUUUCCAAACCAAAAAAUAUAUAUCAGCAUAUGAGUAUUUUGGAGAACGAUUCAAUAAAAAUUUACAAAUAUUGGCAUCAACUCUCUUUACAAUUCAAAUGAUAUUAUACUUAGCAUUAGUACUUUAUGCUCCAGCUUUGGCAUUUCAUCAAGUCACUGGAGUCAGUACCAUGCUGAUUGUUUCGGUGAUGUACGCUGUUUGCAUAUUUUAUACGACAGUUGGUGGAAUGAAAGCUGUAGUUUGGACAGAUACAUUUCAAGUUGUGGUUCUAUACGUAGCAUUAUUCGCGGUCCUGAUAAAAGGCACCGUUGAUAUUGGAGGUUUUUCUGUGGUUUGGAACACCAAUGCUAUGUACAACAGAACAGAUUUCUUCAACUGGAAUUUAGAUCCAACCGAACGAUACACCACUUGGUCAGCUUUUGUUGGAUCUGCAUUUUUACACGUUGCAUUUUACGGCGGUAAUCAGCUUCAGAUACAGAGAUAUUUGACUGUUCAGACUCCAUCUCAAGCUAGAAAAAUGCUUUGGAUAAACACGAUAGGGUGGAGUGUUGUAGUUUUGUUGACUGUUUACGCAGGAUUGCUGAUAUUCACAUUUUAUAUAAACUGUAAUCCAUUUACAUCAGAAAGAAUUACAACAGCAGAUGAAUUAUUCCCACUAUACGUAAUGGAAACAUUCCGGCAAUAUCCUGGCUUUCCAGGAUUAUUUUUAGCUGGUGUUUUUAGUGCAGGACUGAGCACAGUUUCCACAGGAGUCAACUCUUUGGCAGCGAUUUGGAUAAAUGAAUUGAAAAAUGUGUUAUUCACAAAUGAAAUGUGGGAAAAACGAAGUUCACUGAUUGCGAAAAUAUUAUCGUUUUGUUUUGGUGUAUUAUCAUUUUUAUUAGUGUUUUUGGUGCCUUAUAUGGGAGGACUUGCCCCGGUGGCCAUUUCCUUGUCUGGAAUAUUUACUGGAUCUUUAUUCGGCAUAUUUUGCUUAGGAAUGUUUAUUCGUAAAGCAAAUUCUGUGGGAGCCAUGUGUGGCCUUAUGGGAAGUAUAAUAAUUCUUCUAUGGAUGGCAACAGGUUCAGUGAUAUUUUCUUCCCCUUCGAAAGAAUCUUAUCUCAAACUUGAAAUACCUGUAAAUGGCUGCACAGAGUACACAGCUCUUUCUACGCCUACGCCUUUGUCACCAAGUACAGAAACGAUUAUUCCUUCUUCAAAUUUCUCGUCUUUCUAUCGGAUAUCAUUCUUGUGGUAUCCGAUGUUAUCGUGCAUAUUGACUGUAGGUAUCGGAUACAUCGCAAGUAUCAUAGCUGACUGUACAUCUUAUGGUAGCUCCUCAAGAGCGACGAGUGGACAUCGCAGCAACAAUAACAGUAAAACCAAGGACGUCGAUGUGGUUUCAUUAAAAGAUAGCGAAAUGCAUUGCAUUAAACCACUUUUACGAAACGGUUGUGAUAAAAUUUAAUAACAUGACUAAAAUGACACGGUCUCUUAAAUGUGAUACGUUUCUCUCUAUGUGUUUUAAAAUUAAAAUUUGUAAAUAUUUUUGUACAAAA